GGGCAGGCAGGGCGCGCUUUUCCUUCCCUCCGACCUUCCGUUCCCCCUUUUACCCGCACGCCCACUUUUCUCCUCCCUGACCGGCCGCCGCCUUUUGCGUGUCUGUCUCUCGUCCCCGCAGUUCCUUCGGCGGCCCGGAGGAAAAGCAACUGGAAAAGGCAGCGAACGCGAGACGGUCGCUCCAGCCCCGACCCGGGCCGGCCGGCCGGCCGGGCGUGAUGAAGAAGGGUCUUACCCGGCCGCGGCUACGACGGCGGCAGCAGCUAGGCCCCACCGCGGCGUUGCCAUGGAAACGGGCGGCGAGGACGACGACGGCGGCUGCCGAGGGACACAAAGGGUGCCGGAGCGGCGCCUGAGGCGCGAGCGGGUCCCGCCGCUUCUGAGGGGCGCCGCCGGCGCCGCCAUGGAGGUUGGAGGCGGCGGGCCGGGCGGGCCGAGCCAGGCGACUUCCCCUCCGCGCUACCGGCUGGUGGCUGAGAUCGGGCGCGGCGCCUACGGUGUGGUGUACGAGGCCGUGUCCGGGCGCAGCGGCGCCCGCCUGGCCGUCAAGCGCAUCCGCUGCGACGCACCCGAGAACGUGGAGCUGGCGCUGGCCGAGUUCUGGGCCUUGACCAGCCUGCGCCGCCGCCACCCCAACGUGGUGCGCUUCGAAGAGUGCGUCCUCCAGCGCGACGGCCUCGGGCAGCGCAUGAGCCACGGCAACAAGCAGAGCGCCCUGUACCUCCGCCUCGUCGAGACCUCCCUCAAAGGUGAGAGGAUCCUGGGUUAUGCUGAAGAACCUUGCUAUCUCUGGUUUGUCAUGGAGUACUGCGAAGGGGGAGACCUGAACCAGUACAUUCUUUCCCGCAGACCUGACCCGGCCACCAACAAGAGUUUUAUGCUGCAGCUGACAAGCGCCAUUGCCUUCCUUCACAAGAACCACAUUGUGCACAGGGACCUGAAGCCAGACAACAUCCUAAUCACGGAGAAAUCGGGCGCUCCCAUUCUGAAGGUGGCGGACUUUGGGCUCAGCAAGGUGUGCGCUGGCUUGACUGCUCGAGGCAAGGACGGGGGGAACGAUAACAAAAAUGUGAAUGUGAACAAAUACUGGCUGUCGUCUGCCUGCGGCUCAGACUUCUACAUGGCUCCUGAGGUCUGGGAGGGGCAUUACACUGCCAAGGCGGACAUCUUUGCCUUGGGCAUCAUUAUCUGGGCAAUGAUUGAGAGGAUAACGUUUAUUGAUGCCGAGACUAAGAAGGAGCUGCUGGGGACCUACAUCAAGCAGGGGACUGAGAUUGUACCCGUCGGGGAGGCGCUGCUAGAAAACCCAAAGAUGGAGCUGCACAUCCCCCAAAAACGCAGGACUUCCAUGUCUGAGGGGAUCAAGCAGCUCUUGAAAGACAUGUUGGCUGCUAACCCACAGGACCGACCCGAUGCCUUUGAGCUUGAAUCCAGGAUGGACCAGGUUACAUGCGCUGCUUAAACUCAGGUCAGAGUGUUGGUGUACUUUGAAAACUGGGGUUUUCUUACCAGGGACCUACAAUCUCCGUGACUUACAUGCAUAAAGAAAAGCUGAGGAUGAUCCAGGUCAAGCAUCAGGAUCUCUGGCAACAUGAAGCUUCGAGGUUCUUCUUAAAAGUCACAUGAGACCCAUUAAGAAGAGCAGGACCUAUUGUAAUCCAUUUCAUUAUUGAGACUAAUUAUUAAAGUUUUUCAAAUUUGCAUCCUCCCUUCCCUUUUCCCCCUUCCUCUCCCUUCUGCUCGCUCACCUUUGCUGAUCAACUAAAUCUGUGCACGUACUUCUGGAGGAUUCCUUUUUACUUAAACAAAAUACUGGGGGGGAAAUCUGCAAAGCAUUUUUUUUCUACUGCUGCUAAGUACUGGAACUCUGGGCCAAGAUGUAUGUCAGGUCUGUUCUUUUUAGUGCUGUUUUUUCAGGAAGAGAUUCAGAUGAGAGGUUGAGACCUAGAGCAAAACACAAUUUGUCAUCUCUGACGUUGCUGCUUCAUAGGGAAAAAAGAGUGAAUUGGGAUAAGCCUUUCUCUCUCACUUUCUAAAAAGUGUCCUUCACCAGUGAAACUUGGCAAUGAGAAGUCUGCUUUAAAACAGGAAAGUACUUCUUUUAAAAAAAAAUGUGGCCUCAGCAUUAGAAGCUGUGCAGUAGCUGUGAGAAAUGCCUGCAUUUCUGUGUGCCAGGUUUCACAGGUCAAGAAUAUAGUGGUAUUUGGAGGAGAUGGAGAGAGUUUGCACAUGGCGGUGCUUCCUGCAUGCAGGUGGUUUGUCUGCCCUUCAAAAGCCCACCCCUCCCCAAUGGUGUUGAUGGCUUCCUUGAUUAUAUAGCUUGAUCAGUGACCAAGAGAGCCUGGAGCAUCAAGCUGAUUCCUUAACGUUAGGGCUCGUUUUGUUGCUUUGACUUGGCAGAUCUUGCUUAGAUCUGCCUCACUGUAAAUGUUGAUGUAAAGCCUAGCCCCUGUCUUGCCCGCAAGGUUUGUAUGCACUAUAUACACACACACACACACGAGAGCCCCUUGUAGUUGUCUGGGUUGAAACACCAUUACUGUUCUGUGUUUCCAUUUCCUUAACAGGCUAGUUGGUGUUCAAUCCAUUGUUCCUGCAGGUCUAGUUGAUCUCUUCCAACUAUGAGUAGGUCUUUACACUCAGCUUACCAAUUGCUGUAGAGAAAGAUUCUGCUCCUGUCCUCUUCUCCUGUUGGUCUUGAGGGGCAGUGGUGAUUAUGAUGAUGCUACUAACAGGGAACAUGGCUGCUUCUUCCGUACACUCUCCUUAAUUCAUGGCAGUGAAGGAGAUUGCUUGACCGAGGCGGUUCAGCUUAGUUGACCAUUUGUGGGGAUCUACCUGCAGGGUUACCCACAUAACGUUUACACUGCUGAGGCUAAUGGCUGUGGCUGUAGCCAGUAUUGGAGAUACUUUGGAGGAGAUGCUAUGCUGUUUUGCGACUCUUGGAAGGCAUUGUUCCAUAAAACAUUAGUCAUGAGGGUGCUGCUCUUUGCAUCCACUGUUACAUGCCUUUCUGGGAUGUGGACAGCCACAACCAGAGCGAAAAUAAACCAGGUUCAUUCCUGGGAAGGCUUGCCUGUGGUUUUCAAGGCCCGACGUUUCCAAGUCCUCUUAGUCUUGGCUGGAUUUUCUAAUGCUGAAGAUCAAUUUGCAUUGAACUGCUUUUGCUCCCCCCUCAAAAACAAAUCACUUAAGUAGCAUGGGUUUUUUAUUGGAUCAACAUUUUAGGUGAGAAAGGGGUAGUUUGUUGCAAGCCCAGAAGGCCCUGACAAAAGGAGUGAAGAGUCCUCACUACUUAAUAGAUAGAAAAUCUAUGGUUGCAAGAACUAGGGAUAAGCUCUAGCCUUCUUGCUCUUGAUCUAGGCCACAAUCUCUCUCACGCUCUCUUGCUCCCUUCAACUAGGGGCAGCUAAUGUGGUGCCCUCCAGAUAUUGUGCUACAACAUCUGGAGGGCACUACAGAGGCUAUCUGUGGUUUGAGGGAACUAAAAUUCCCAUCAGCCCACAGCAAGCAUGGCCAAUGGCCAGGGGUGAUGAGAGCUGUAAUCCAGCAACAUCUGGAGGGCACCACAUUGGCUACCCCCUGCCUUAGACUGUAAAUUAUUCACAUCAACUAACUAGAACAGGUGGGCAACCUUUGGCCUUCCAGAUGUUGCUGGACUACAGCUCCUGCCAUCCCUGACCAUUGGCCAUGCUGCUGGAGCCCAACAACAUCUGCAGGAGAAGAGCUUUCCUGUCCCUGGACUAGAAUUACAUCCAGCCGAGCGCUAGGCAGGGUCCUAUCACCACACAAGUGAUUACCAAAAGUGCAGUGGGACUUUCUUCCCCUGAAUCUGUUCUAGGACUUCCACCAAACCUCCAGAGCCUUUUUUUGGGGGGGGGGGUCCCGUUCUGCUAGGGGUAUCUUUGUGAUGACGGGACAAGUUAGUUAAAUGUCACCCUAGACGUAUUCCAUGGGGUGCACAGGCCUUGCCCCUCCUGUCCCAGAACCAAUUGCAGCCAGUAAAAACAGCAGCCUGAAGAUGGGGAGGGAAUGUUGAAAUGGCCCCGAGUCUCAUUACCAUGUUUCCCCCCCAAGCAAUUCAUCCUCUGCUCCUGUUGCAAUUCCACACAACCAUGGUUGUGACCAGAACAGUCACCUUCCAAUUGGUGAGAUGUGUUGAUGAGCAGAAAUGGUCUUUCAAGAAGUUUCAUCAAGAGUUGCUGUGGAGUUUGCAGCUCGUCUGGCUGGCAGCCCUCAAAUGGUUAUCCAAGAGAAUAUCCAUGACCUUUUUUGACUGUUCCAUCAGCUGUCACAGUGCAGUGGGAUGAGGACAGCGUUCUGAUUCUCUUUUCCUGAAAUCAGAGGGGGUGAGGAACUGGUCAGCCCAGCAUUAACACUCAUAGGACCAUUUACAAUCAGUUGCAUCAGGCUGCAGGUCAGAUCCUCUGGCACAACCUGUAUUAACCAGUUCAUAUAUUUUUUUACUCCUACCAAGCAAGCUGGUUUCCUUCCUUUUCCCCAGAGCAUCCAUGUGUAGGAAUCUUCUGUCAGAAUAAAGUAGCCCUUGCAUUUCACUUCUGCUCCUUUGAAGGUGGGGGGAGGAAUCCAUGGGGAUGGAUGCACAACCCAAUCCCUGUGGAAAGCUCUGCAGGCAAAUACAAACCCUUAGCCAAGUUCAUCCUGGUUCCUUGCUACUUCUGGGACUUCACGCGCACACCCCUCUCUUGCAUUCAUGCUGCAGUUAAUGGUUGUGCGCUUGUGGUGGUAGCUAGCCCAUAGUGCCUUUACUGGAGGGCUUGAAGGACUCUUGCAGGGGCGGGAUCAGGCCAAGGGAAGAGGAGGUUCUCUUUGUCUUGUAUUUCAUUGUUACUCCCAGGGUCUUCUCGCUUCCAUCUCCUCUCAGGUAGCUGUGUUGGUUGCAACACACUUUGGGGGGGGGAUCUAAAUGGGAGCAACAUACCCUUUUUGGAAGAAUAUACGCACGGGUUUCUCUUGAGGAAACCACCUGCCCUACCAGGUGCCCCAGUGUCUGCCUGCUGCCUCAUUUUGGGUUUUUUGCAUGAAUGUUUCAUGGUGCUAUAAGCAGUAGGGAAGAGAUUCUCGGGAGGCCAUGGAUCCUGGUCACUGUAGCCUGUGUUUGCACAGGGGUGUCUCCCAACUUAAAUCAAAACUCUCUUAGCUUGGAUGAAUUUGGCAUGGGAAUUGCUAGCUCCUUAACUAAGGAAUGUGAAAUAUCACCGAGGGUCUGUGGCAUAGAGUUCUUUUUCUUUUUGGUUAACUGACAUGUUUUUCUUGUGCAAUUGUAGUGUUUACAUCUAACUGCCAUUUACAAUGAGUGAGUUGGGCUAGAACUUGCCAGAUGUCUUCUCGUAUUGGUGCAGUAACUAGUAGAGGGAUUGUGGGGUGUAUCUUACACCGGGCUCCAGCCCAUUCCAAGGGCCUCUUCUACCACCAAUACCACCUCCCCUUGCUUGAAUUCUUUGUUUAUGUAUAUUGCAGGGAUAGGCGAGCCUACAAAACUUGGCAGCGCUUGCAUCUUUUCUCCAAGGGUAUAGUGGGUUCCAUCACCUUCUGUAACAGAAAAGCCCCCUGUAAAGUUAGUAGGGAGAAUGAGGAUAAGGUGAUUCUUAUCCUCACCACAGGGGGCAACUUCUCCACUUGCCACUGCUGAGCAGCUAAUUGCAACACUCCUAAGUCAUACUACUGCCACCACCUUAAGCUGUAUUAAAGUUCCUUUUUGAGGACACUGAUAUUGUGGGUAGAACCAGGGCAUGAAAAGUCAGGUCGCAGUGGGAUUAUCCAAAAUGCUGUUCAUAUGUUACUAGUUGAAGACUUUGGGCUUUCUAUUAAGCAUGGAAGCGGCUGGCUGGCUGUUGGUAAUGAUGGCCCAGGACAGUUUUCACUGGGGUGGUUGGAUGAUGGUCCUUCCUUAGCCCAUGUGCCUGCGUUAAGGAAGACAGGCCAGCAGUCCCUGGGCCAGGAGUGAACAUUUCCAGUUAAACCUAGGAGCUCCUGAGGGUGGCCACACACAGCACUCACCUUCCCACUAGUGAACAGAAAUUGUAGCCCUAGUUGAGACCAUUUCUCUGCACCUUUUAUCAAGAUCACAAGACCAGCUGUGUGAAGGCAAAAGGAGUCCAAGCCACAGUCCUCCCAUCUUGGGGAGGACAUCUCACAGGAAGCCCACCUCUUUCUAAGCUAAUGUGGCUGUUCCCCUGGCAACUUCUAACCCUUUGUUGCACCUUUGAUAUCCCUAUGAACCUUGUGUUGCCCUUUGGCGGAAGAGGUCAAGAGGCAUUUGGGGGUUGAAUUCAACAUCGUGCUAAGGAAUUAGUUCCGUCAGCACAAGAAUUUCUGCUUACGUAACAGUUUCUUUUCCCUAUGCACCCCCUAAAUCUGUUUUAGGGAUUCCCCAACCCUCUGGAGCAGGAUGGGGGGAGUGCAAAGGGGGAGGAGAGGGACAGGAAAGUCCUGUUACGCUAGUAGUAAUCCUUGUGCUGAUGGGACUCGCUAGUUGCAUAUGCCCAGCAGUUGUAGUUCCCCUCUUGUUCUGCUGUUUAGGGACUGAGGUGCUUACAGUGGAUGGCAAUUGACUUCCUUCUUCCUUUGUGCUUUAGUUCCUUUAGGAUCGCAUUCAUGCAUCUCCAAACAUUGCCAGAAUCUUUUUUUAUACAGCAAUAAACAUUCCCCUACCAUCACAACAGAGAGAGAACACAAUCUCUAUGAAUUCCUUGUAUUUCUCUCUCUCUUUCUUCCCCACCCCCCAACUCUGUGUAUGCAGUUAUCUAGUCUGGAUUUAACCUUUCUGGGUUGCACUGUGUCACAGCUUACACUUUAAGCAGCAAGGGAUGCUUUUCACCUAUGCUGCUUUUGUCUUCUCGUUUCAACAAAAAUGCAUCUUGAAAGCAAUGCACCCAAGAUAUGGAAUUGUUAUCUUUGAACACCUCUUCCAUUGAAGGUUGUGUGGGGGAGGCCAUGUAUGCAUAGUUGGGAACUGGAUUCCCCCUCUCAAAAACAGACCUCUGGCCAACCACAUUGCUUUGGACCAGGCUGUUGAAACCCCCCCCCGUGGCACCUGUCACCACGUGUUGUUCCACCUACCUAUGUGAGUCAGAUGUAACUAGAGUGGAUGGUUAAUGGCAUGGUGGCAGCACCUUGCCGAUCACCUUGGAAAUGGCUUUAUGGAUCCCUGGCACCAUUUGUGUGUGCAGCCUGGACCACUUCCUUGGUAUUAGUCUUCAUCUGGGCAUCCUAACACAAGCAGCAGCUUUCAGCUGGCCGGAGUUAAGAAGCUGUCCAGAUUGCUACUGUCUGGAUUGCUUUUCUGCCAGGCACUUAAGUCACAGAAUGUCAGUGCUCGACAAGCAAGGUGGAAAAGCUACCUCAUUCCCCCCACACACACACAGUUGGGUAAACAGUGGCUGGAUGUCCCCAUGCUGGUGUGUGCUUUCAGUGUUGCAAGGUAGCCAAGUAGAAGGCAAGCAGGAAACAUUUGGAUCACAGACACAAUUCUCGCUCAGGGGGACAACCUGGGCACCACUUCAGAGGACAGGUGUGGACUCUGGUAUGGACUUCUCUAAUGCCACUUUCCAUCUCCACAUAGGAAACUGGUAUGUCGGGGGAAUUGGUCGUAGCCUUCUCCCUGCCCUGCACCUAGUUCUCUGAGCGGAGGGGAAUCUGCUUGUAUGGAGGAGCAUCCCACUAGGCAACCCCCACCUGCAGUCUGAAAUGGUGUAGCAAAGGUGAGCCACCUUAGUGUGAACAGGGCCAAAGUCCAACCUCUUCUUCCCCGCAAACUCACCCUUUUUUUCCCCACUUGCUCCAUUUGCAAUCCAUCUUGAACAUGACAGAACAUGGAAUUCUUAAACCUGGAACGCUAAGUGCAACCAGAAAAGGGUUAAGCCCAGACUCCAAAAUGCAAUUCCAGUUUUAAAAUCUCUCUCUUUUUCUUUGCACAGAAGCUGGUAACCUAGGACCUGUGUGUGUGAACAACUUUGUAUGUUGUUGUUUUUUUAAAAAAAAAGCUAUUUGGUUUACUUGGGUUGGUGUGCGACAUUGUAUUUAAGUUUCUUGAACACUGUGGAAACCCUGAUUGUGUAUGAAUGGCAGCAGCUUUGUAAAUUAAAGAAACGUUUGUGUGAAUAAACGUAGUGGAUGGGGUUGAAAAGCCAUACCCAGUUUUGAAA
Molecule: messenger RNA, 8165 nt
Organism: Rhineura floridana
Lineage: Eukaryota; Metazoa; Chordata; Lepidosauria; Squamata; Rhineuridae
Gene: STK35
Product: serine/threonine kinase 35
Exons: 3
Coding region: 287-1462 (391 amino acids)
Biological process (GO): autophagosome organization; peptidyl-serine phosphorylation; positive regulation of autophagy
Cellular component (GO): cytoplasm; autophagosome
Molecular function (GO): ATP binding; protein serine/threonine kinase activity
Source: RefSeq, a predicted model, not a curated record